AUGAACGGGUUGGAGAAAUUCCUGGAAGCUGAUUUCAAUUUGCUCAUCAAAAAAUAUGAUGAGUUGUGGGCCGUCGAGGAUCCAGAAGACAAUCCGUACAAGAGCAAGUAUCUUGCCCGAGAGAUCCUGGAAGUAGCAGUGAAAGACUUGGAGGCGCUCGUUGCAGAGGAGGUCUCCGUGAAAUUGGCGGACCGUGGACGUGAAGUCUUUGCCAGGCUGUUGCUGUUUCUUGGGAAGAACUGCUAUUUCUGCGAGGAGGUUCCACAGGCUGAGAAGUACUUCAUUCGAUCUUUGGAACGCUACUUGCGGUCAACACUUCGACUGGAUCCGGAGCCCUUUUGCUUCAUCCAGGAUGUCUUCAACCAGCUGGGCAUGCUCUGGUGCAAUCGCGGGGGUCACAAAGAAGGAAUGAACUUCUUGCGCAGGGCACAGGUCAUGUAUUCGAGGAGGCCGCAGGCUGUGCGAGACGCCUGCGAGGAGCGCUGUGAGAACAACUACACCAUGACAAUGUUCUACUUGGCCCAAGCAUAUGGGGCGCUGCAGAAGCCGACGCUUUCAGCGCACUUUUGUGCCGAAACCAUGAGUCGCCAGCUCGAGUCGAACUCAUUUGGCUUGCGCAGCCAAGAGAUCAAUGAGCGGGACCCUUUCGAUGCCAAGGAUUGGAUCAGGAACUGCUGUGCCUUGUCCGACUUCUUCAUCAACGAUGGCAUGUUCUGGACUGCUGAAUACUUGCUGCACUCAGCCUUGGUCAUGUGCGAGCGUGCCAGAGAGAUUCUUGGCUCAGAGCCGGAGAACAUCUCCGAGCUCAAGGCGGAGUGCAUGCGCGACAUUGGAAACAUGUACGCAACGCGCUUGAAGUUCUCCAGGGCUUGCGCUGAAAGACCAGAUGCCUGGGAAGAGGUGUGGCGCGGUGAACGCAAAAAGGCGGAAGAAUCUGCCGGUCCAGAUGAGGGCACGAAGCUCAGCUUCCGCGUGGCGGCAGACCGAGUUGAGCGCCCUCCGGAGGGCGGAAGCGGACCCAUACAGUGGGACGAGGUCUUCCCCGAGGUCGUCCAUCUGGAAGAUGAUGAGGCUCAUGACAACUUAUUGGCCGAGGAGCACGAGGCCGCGGAUGAUCACGAUGAGGACCAGUGGCUGAUCCUGGGGCCGAAUGACAGGAUCCGCCUUCCGGUGCACUUCAGGCUCUUGCACGCUCACACUCAGCGCCGCAUUCGCAGGGCGAAUGCUGCAUUCUUGGAGCAGCGUGGGCCUCACAAGGCUGUGGAAGGCGAAGAAACUGCAGUUGACGGGGCUCCCUGGCCCUCUUGCGUCGGCGUGUCUUUCACUGCUGCCCGAGAGAUUUUCAAGCUGGGCAACCACUUCUUCGCCCAUGCUCUCGACUACUUCCUCCUGGAUGGUUGGGUGACAGAGCAUGUCAGGACCUGUGUAACUUGCAGUGUGGUCAAAACUCCUCCAUGA
Messenger RNA from Symbiodinium natans, 1458 nucleotides. The record is from the annotation of a GenBank genome assembly. NCBI's taxonomy places the organism in Eukaryota, Dinophyceae, Suessiales, Symbiodiniaceae.